Polyodon spathula (Mississippi paddlefish) is the source of this 822-nucleotide messenger RNA. Its product is annotated as DDRGK domain-containing protein 1-like. The transcript has 9 exons. The record is from RefSeq and is a predicted model, not a curated record. Lineage: Eukaryota; Metazoa; Chordata; Actinopteri; Acipenseriformes; Polyodontidae.
AUGGGGAAUGGUCGGGCAGAGAAGCAAGAGGACAUGGAACACGAGGUGGAUGAAGAAGAGGAGCAGUUUACAGAGUGUCAGCCUGGAGCAAAGAUCGGAGUGAAGAAACAGCGCAAACUGGAGGAGAAGCAGGCCAAGAAGGUACAGAGAGAGGCAGAGCGGGAGAAGCAGAAAUGAACUGAUCAGCAGAGAGAUGAAGAAAGGGGGAGAGAGGAGAGAAACCGACUGGAAGAGCAGCACAGGGAGGUAGAGGAGUGCAGAGCAAAGGAGGAGGCAGAGCAUCAGGAGCAGGAGGAGUAUUUGAGAUUGAAGGAGCAGUUCAGCAUAGAAGAAGAGGGGCUGCAGGAGGACAUGACUGAGGAGGAGUCUCACAAUCUUCUGCAGGAAUUCAUCAAUCACAUCAAGGCUAUGAAGGUAGUUUUGCUGGAGGACCUGGCCUCUCAUUUUGGGCUGUGAACACAGGAUGCCAUCAACAGACUCCAGGAUCUGAUUGCUGACGGGACUGUGACAGGGGUGAUUGACGACCGGGGGAAGUUUAUCUUCAUCACUCCGGAGGAGCUGUCUGUCGUCGCUCAGUUUAUCAGACAGUUUGGCAGAGUCUCCGUCACUGAGCUAGCCCAGGCCAGCAACUCGCUCAUCAACCUGACACCUGAGACUAGCACCACUCCACAGGUCACAGCCUGAACUGCAGCUCGGCACAUCUCCUGUAAAGCUGCUUAAAGUUCCCUGGAUUUUUGUUGGCAGUACACCUGUGCACCCUCACGGCUCCAUUUUCCUGUGAUCUGCGGGAGUCCCUGCCAACAUGGAGAGUUCUAGUCACAG